Messenger RNA from Drosophila willistoni, 4403 nucleotides. RefSeq lists its product as uncharacterized. Bases 716 to 4045 code for a protein of 1109 amino acids. Gene Ontology annotation, molecular function: RNA polymerase II transcription regulatory region sequence-specific DNA binding; DNA-binding transcription activator activity, RNA polymerase II-specific. Gene Ontology annotation, biological process: positive regulation of transcription by RNA polymerase II. The transcript has 7 exons. The record is from RefSeq and is a predicted model, not a curated record. NCBI's taxonomy places the organism in Eukaryota, Metazoa, Arthropoda, Insecta, Diptera, Drosophilidae. Gene Ontology annotation, cellular component: cytoplasm; nucleus.
GGCUGGCGCCGCAUUUCAGUUCGUUUGUGUCGCUCGGUGGGUACGGUACGCCUUCGCGCUAGUUUUCUCUUCACUUGUAUACCCAUACUGGUUCGUGGUUUUUUUUCUGUUCGUUAUUUGCUGCGCGCAUGCGUUAAAGCCUUGCGCUGGCUUCUUUUUCUUUUUUUUUUUUCUUGCCUGGUCUUCUGCUUGGCAUUUGGAUGUUGUGUCUUGAAAGCGGCGGCUAAGUUUAUGCAAAUCAUAAAAUAAAAAUAAAAAAUAAGCAACCAAAAUUAAAAAGUAACUUAAACGUAGAAGAGUCUAAAAUAAAAGUGUGCGAAAACAAAAUGUAGCAAAAAAAAAAAAACAAAAAAAGCAACAGUUCAAUACGACGGACGGGUUUCGUUCUUAUCGUCGUCGUCGGUCUGUUCUACCAUUCCAUUUAGUUUUACUUUUUUUCACCUCCGCCUUCCCGUAGACCGUGCGUGUGUAUAUAUAUGAGUGUGUGUGUGUGUGCGCGUUGACCAUUAAAAGUAGCGUCACUCUGUAAUGAACCUUUGAAACAGACAGCGCAAGAGAGACCCCAAGAAUCAGGCUUUGCGUCUUCAGAACUUCGUCUUCGACUUGCGUUUCGCGUUAUUUUUAGACGAUAAAAAAAGCACAGCACAGAAAAGAAACUUGCCGCCGGCCAACCAACAACAACAGCAACAAGAGCAACAGAAACAACAGCCACGAAAUGGGCACCAAAUCACCCGGUGGUCCACAACGUUGUCGACUGAUCUUGCAACGCUGCUUGGCCAUACAGCUGAGCAAGCCGGGCCACACGCCCGAGGACUUUUGGAUGUACGAUUCGGGAUAUAUGAUAUUUCAGAACUUUCUGGCCGCUAAUGCACAAUGCUGGUGGAAUGGUCCACUGACUGCUGCCACACGUGCCCUCAAAUAUGCCGGUCAUGUGGCACCUGGAAUGCUGUUGGUCACCGCCGAGCCAUGCGCACUUGAAGUGUUGCGUGGAGCGUUUGCACGCAGUGUCCUAAAGCCGCCGGCCACUUAUGUCAUCAAUUCGGUUGGUGACAUUGACGAUUGCAUUGUGACGCCAACAGUUCAGGGACAGUUCACGCCAUUGCCCGAGGCUCUGUGUGAUGUCAUUAUGGACCUCACAUCGGAGGGUCAAUCAGCAACUAUUGAACAUGUGCGCGGCAAGUUGGGAGUACGUUUCCCCCACAUGACGACACCUGCCACAGAGGUUAUUUACGAUACGCUCGCCCAGCUAAUGCAAGAGCAAAAAAUUUAUCAAACCUCAAAGGGUUACUUUAUCUUUACACCAGAACGUCGACGCAGUCGCUCACGACCACGAAGCAAUCAUCACCAAUUGAAUGGGACUCACAGCACCAAUAGUAGUUUAGCCUAUGGCCAGCUGGAUGAGGAGGAACAGCAACACGAUGGCGAUGUAGUACCUCAGGAGGCACGCACCAUGUUAAUGUCCAAUGCCGAGGCACUGCAUUCGCUCUAUGGCGAGAUAUCGACGGAGCGGGAUGGAGAUCUAACACAUCAGUGCAUCCAAACAAAUCUAGCGGAUGUGAUUUGUGGAGGCAAUCCCAAUGACAAAAUUAUUUAUCCACGCGCGGCCAAGCGACGUAGCGCCUCAUUUCCGACGCCGCGCAGUUUGGAACGUCGGCACAGUUUGCGGCUCUUUGGAUCAUCGAAGCGCCUGCAACGCUGCGCCUCUACGCGCAGUCUGUCCAAGACCUAUGCCCAGACACUGAAUACCACGGAUAGCAGCAGUUCGGAAUACCAAAGCACAGAUUCGUCAUCCCCCAAAAAAGGAUCUUUGCUUUCACGCCUGUUCCGACGCAGUGGACGCGCCAAGCAGCGUCAAAUUGAGACUUAUUCGGCACAGUUUCCACCAGCCGAAUGGUUCAAUACGCGUGCCGUUCAUUUACACAGUGUGGGCACCCAGACGGCAGAACAUGACAUGCCCGUGGCACACACCUUAUCGAACUCAACGUUCUACGAUGGCUCCGAGCUGAGCCAACGAUCAUCGACACUGCCGCGUCGUCAUCGCCGUCACAUGUCCAGCGAAUCGACAUUUUUGAUAUCCUCACGUGACUGUUCGCCCAUCCGGCGGCGAUCGCCGGUGUACUGCAGCAGCUCGCUACCUCGCUCCACGCAGUCCAUACCAGCCACCACAGCCAAGAUGAAUCACUCGUCAGCCACCCUGUCGCGUCUGCAUCAUUCAGGGACGCCCACUCCGCCGAAGACGGCACAAAAAUCGGUGAUUGGCAAACACAUCUUUGAGAGUUCACCCUCACGCUCCACAUUGAAAACAUCGGCGGCAAAGCGUCAAACCGAUGGCCUGAUUAUUAAUAGUUGCACGGACAACAAGACCACGUACCGGAGCCUACAGAGUAGCGGUCCAUCCAGCUUGGAGUCGUGCAAGACAUCGAUGUUUGCCAGCGGGCCAUCAAGCAUCGAUAGUGGCAAGUUAUCCUUUAGCCAAAAGACCAGCGGUCACUCUAGUCUUGACUCACAGUGCUCCACUAACACAGCUGUGAUUGCCCCAUCAUCGGGCAUUAGUGGCAGUGGCAGUGGCAGUGGCAGUGGAAGUGGCAGUGCCCGCUCCAUUUUACUGCUAAACGGCUCUCCAAGAGGCACACCACGUCAUCAGGCGAUGCGAGCACGCGUCGCAGAGGCACAGGCUCAGAGGCAACGGGAACGAGAGCGUGCCAGUACACCAAAUCGAAUUCUAAAGGAGCUUAGCUAUUCGCAUGUUCCCAAUGGUGUUGGCGGUGGUAGUGGAAAUGGUGGUAUGCCGAAUUCGAAUAGCAACAAUUCAAUUACCCUGCAAGUGACCACUACAAAUGGAGGUCAGAGUAUACCCAGCACCAAAAUCUUUGUGCAGAAUUCACCUGUGAGAAGUGUGAUCACAUUAGAGAAUGGCAAAAUGCUUGAAAACUCCAAUGUCUUUAUAAUAAACAAUGAGACAAUGACUAACGAGAAGGGUGAGAUAAUUAAAAAGACGUUGUCCAAGCAGACAACCCUGGCUGCCUCUAAUUCUGCUCCUGCUCCUUCUGUUGCUACUGCUGCCGCGCCUCCUGCUGCUUCUGCUCCUUCUCCUGUAGCAGCAUCAACGCCCGUCAAGCACGAGACAGUUCCGGAGCAUCCGCUAAGUGAAACGGAGGCCAAUUCAGAGACUUGCGAUUCCAUAUCGUUCAUUAGCGAAAGCUCCCCAGACAACACAUGCAACGGAGCGGACACAGAGACACCCAGCUAUGAUGGUGGAAAAUAUGCCAAGAAUACCAACAAUGAUGCCACAAUGAACAACAACAGAAAGCUCUGCCUCCAACUGGCCAAUGGCAUUGCGUAUAAGAAUAAUGUGCUGAAGAAUGAAUCUCAGCCCAAUUCGCCCAGCAUUGAGCAGCAACCACUGAAGCUGGCAGCUUUAGCCAAACAGGAUUUCGAGAUAGCCGGUUCGGUGGGCAACUUGCAUUUCUAUGAGAAGCAUUCUAAGGAUCUGGCUCCGGCGCAAAGCAAUAAUAAGCUUAUGAACAGCAGCAGCGAUUUGAAAAAUCUCUGCUACGAGUCUGUAUGUCAACUGCAAAAAUGCUCCAUGAAUGGCCACGAUGAACUGGCCUUAGCCCAUUUGCUGCACAAGCAGUCCAGCAAUCCAUUGGGCAGCGAACCCAAUCUGGCUCUGAAGGAUCAUGCCAAUGACAAGUCCAUCGACAAGGAAGCCAUCGAUCGCCGGCUUAGUCUGACCAAAGAGUCACUGGAGCAAGGUAUGGGCAGUGUCCUAGCUGCUGGCAACGAGGAGCUCUACAAUUUCCCCAGUCUAACGGACUUAUCAUUUAACUUUACAUCGCUGGCGGCAAGAAAGAUUUUGCAAGGUGUUAGCCUCAAUAGCAUCGAUACCCUUGUCGAGUUGAAUAUGGCAGCGGCGGCGGCAGCAGCGGCAGCCGUUAAUACCCAGGAGAAGCAGCAAAAUAAUCAAGCAGCAGCAGCAGCAGCUGCAGCAGCGGCGGCGGCGGCAGCAACAUCACCAAUGUGCACCGAUUUUGGAAUGGUCUAAUAUUCCUCCCCUUCCACUUUCCCAUCCCCUUCUCCAAUGCAGAAUCUUCUGCUUCCCUUGAAUCAAGCGAAUAUUAAGCGUCUUAGAUAGGAGAGAAUAAUGCCUGUUCUCUGCAUUUGGCAAGCAAAUAACUUUUUGCAAACACUGUGUAAUUUAUUAUCGUAUCGAUUUGAUUUCCCCAUUUUUUAUAGCCGCAAUUUGUAUGUAUUUGUUUUAAAGUUUUAUCGGGAGAAACUUUUAUUUACAGUGCCAAAAUAUGUUUAGUUUAAUCUUAAUGCAUCUAAUUUCGUAUGCCAGUUCAUCAUUUACUGAUUUACGUUACUUCCCCGUACCCCUCCAACCAUUCCUUACCACCAAA